Molecule: messenger RNA, 2015 nt
Organism: Otolemur garnettii (small-eared galago)
Lineage: Eukaryota; Metazoa; Chordata; Mammalia; Primates; Galagidae
Gene: DBH
Product: dopamine beta-hydroxylase
Exons: 12
Coding region: 1-1878 (625 amino acids)
Biological process (GO): dopamine catabolic process; norepinephrine biosynthetic process; octopamine biosynthetic process
Cellular component (GO): secretory granule membrane
Molecular function (GO): dopamine beta-monooxygenase activity; copper ion binding
Source: RefSeq, a predicted model, not a curated record
AUGAAGGUUCCCAGCCACCGGUGUCGCUGGGCCACCCUGCCCAGCCCCAACGCGCGUGAGGCGGCCUCCAUGUACGGCACGGCAGUGGCCAUCUUCCUGGUCAUCCUGGUGGCUGCGCUGCAGGGCUCAGCACCCGCCGAGAGCCCCUUCCCCUACCGAGUGCCCUUGGACCCCGAGGGGACCCUGGAGCUCUCAUGGAACGUCAGCUACAGGCAAGAGGUCAUCCACUUCCAGCUCCUGGCCCGGGCGCUCAGGGCCGGGCUCCUGUUCGGGAUGUCGGACCGCGGCCAGCUGGAGAACGCAGACCUUGUUGUGCUCUGGACCAAUGGCAACAGUGCCUAUUUUGCGGAUGCCUGGAGUGACCAGAAGGGGAAGGUCCAUCUGGAUGCCCAGCAGGACUACCAGCUGUUGCAGGCACAGAGAACCCCAGAGGGCCUGUCUCUGCUCUUCAAGAGGCCCUUUGCCACCUGUGACCCCAAGGACUACCUCAUCGAGGACGACACUGUCCACUUGGUGUACGGGAUCUUGGAGGAGCCGUUCCAGUCGCUAGAGGCCAUCAACACCUCAGGCCUGCAGACGGGGCUGCAGAGGGUGCAGCUUCUGAAGCCGGAGCUCCCCAUCCCGAACCUGCCCUCAGACAUGCCCACCAUGGAGAUUCGCGUUCCCAACGUCCUGAUCCCUGACAACGAGACCACGUACUGGUGCUACAUGAAAGAGCUCCAGGAGAACUUUCCCUCACACCACAUUGUCAAGUACGAGGCCAUCAUCACCAAGGGCAAUGAGGCCCUCGUGCACCACAUGGAGGUCUUCCAGUGCACAGACGAGGUCCACAGCUUCCCGAGCUACAGCGGGCCCUGCGACUCCAAGAUGAAGCCUGACCGCCUCAACUACUGCCGCCACGUGCUGGCCGCCUGGGCCCUGGGGGCCAAGCCAUUUUACUACCCAGAGGAAGCUGGUGUCCCUUUUGGGGGCCCCGGGUCCUCCAGAUUUCUCCGCCUGGAAGUUCACUACCACAACCCACGGAAGAUGCAAGGCCUGCGGGACUCCUCCGGCAUCCGCCUGUACUACACAACCAGGCUGCGGCGCUUUGACGCGGGCAUCAUGGAGCUGGGGCUGGUGUACACGCCCGUGAUGGCUAUCCCCCCGCGGGAGCGUGCCUUCGUCCUCACUGGCUACUGCACGGACAAGUGCACCCAGGUGGCGCUGUCCCCUCCUGGGAUCCACAUCUUUGCCUCUCAGCUCCACACACACCUGACAGGGAGGAAGGUGGUCACUGUACUGGCCCGGGACGGCCGGGAGAGGGAGAUUGUGAACAGGGACAAUCAUUAUAGCCCUCACUUCCAGGAGAUCCGCAUGCUGAGGAAGACUGUGUUUGUAAAGCCGGGAGACGUGCUCAUCACUAAUUGCACGUACAACACGGAAGAACGGCAGCAGGCCACUGUGGGCGGCUUAGGGAUCCAAGAGGAGAUGUGUGUCAACUACGUGCACUACUAUCCCCGGACAGAGCUGGAGCUCUGCAAGAGUGCGGUGGACGCCGGCUUCCUGCAGAAGUACUUCCACAUGGUAGACAGGUUCAACGACAGGGAGGUCUGCACCAGCCCUCAGGCGUCCGUCCCACCACAGUUCGCCUCCGUCCCAGAGCAGUUCGCCUCUGUCCCCUGGAACUCCUUCAGUAGCAACGUGCUUGCGGCCCUGUAUGGCUACGCCCCCAUCUCCAUGCACUGCAACAAGUCCUCAGCCGUCCGCUUUCAGGGGAAUUGGGACCUGCAGCCCCUGCCCAAGGUCAUCUCCACGCUGGAAGAGCCCACUCCGAAGUGCCCCACAGGCCAGAGCCCUGCCGGCCCCACUGUGGUCAGCAUUACUGGGGGCAAGAGUUGAGCAGGGCCUGCUCCUGUCCCCCCAGCCCGUGCCAUUCCUGUGGCUCAUACCAGCUCUGUGCAUCCUGGCUCUGUGAACCCCAUGGAAUAGCUCUGUGUGCCCAGGAUGAGGGGGCAACUGAGCACUGCCCCCAGGCC